Messenger RNA from Symbiodinium natans, 513 nucleotides. The record is from the annotation of a GenBank genome assembly. Lineage: Eukaryota; Dinophyceae; Suessiales; Symbiodiniaceae.
AUGGCCAGCGGUACCCUGGUGAAAGGAACGUGCGGCUGUGGGAGCGUACAGUUUCAAGUUAACCUGCAUGAAGGCAGUCCGGCGCAGAUCCUCACCUGCAACUGUCAGUCCUGCCGGCGCGUUUCUGGUGCCAUGCAAAUGCACUGGGCCGCCUUCCCACGAGCCGACGUGGAGUUUCUGCGCCGCGACACUUUGAAGGAGUUCGCUCCCACCAAAGUCGCCAAGCGCCGCUUCUGCGGCGGCUGCGGGGCGCAAGUCGCAAUGGACUACGAUGAGGAGCACACCAUUUGGAUCAGCAUGGGGCUCUGCGACGAGCAGCACUUCGCCGACUUCCUGAAGUGCCGGAAGAUGGAGCUGAAACAUACUUCAGGCCACAUCUUCUGGGAGAAUCGGAGCUCCAUGCUGGAGGUACUUCAGGGAGAGCACGUACCGACCUCCGAGGGCUUCGGCUUCUACGUGCACAACUGCGCCGCCCCGCCGACUGAAGGCUACCAGGGCCCCUACCUCCCGUGA